CUUGCAGCCAUUGUCUCAUAUAGAUAACCUUCUGCAGUCAGCUUAUGAUCAAGGGGACAAAUAAGAUCAUGCCAACUCUACUCCAUGUACUGCUGGUGUCACAGACUCACCUCUGCGGCAGUAUGCCCUGCCUUUGCUGUGUACUUAAAUCUGCUGGAGGAUGAUGCAUGGGCAUGCACGACAUUAGAUUCUAUUACUGUUUGUUUGGCUCACGAUAAUGAUCACAGAAAAGUGGAACAAGCACUGUUGAAAAAAGAGGCCAUUCAGAAUUUAGUGAAGUUCUUCCAAGAUUGCCCAGAACAGUUUUUUGGCCAUAUAUUGGACGCUUUCUUGAAGAUAAUAACGAAAUCUUCUAGGCUAAAUACAGCAAUGGCUACCAAUGGUUUAACAACAUUGCUCAUUGCAAGACUUGACCAUUCAAAUUUGGUGGUCACAAAAGUGUGGAGACUUGAAUUCAUAUAAUGUUAGGCUUAACAUUAGUGCAAACAGUUGUAUUUUAGUUUAGAUUUAGAGUACACUUAUGUGUGCGUUGUUUGAUAAUGCUUAUUUAUGAUAUAUUGAAUGGUACUUAUUUAUAUUA
Zea mays is the source of this 580-nucleotide messenger RNA. RefSeq names its product MAP3K epsilon protein kinase 1-like. Bases 85 to 462 code for a protein of 125 amino acids. The record is from RefSeq and is a predicted model, not a curated record. NCBI's taxonomy places the organism in Eukaryota, Viridiplantae, Streptophyta, Magnoliopsida, Poales, Poaceae. The transcript is spliced from 3 exons.